GCACGUUGCAUGCACUGAAGAUGUUGCAACCAGAUUAAAAGCAAACUGUGGAAAUCUGACAUACGGAUUGUGUGCACGUCGGAAAAAAGUUCUCGUCCUAUGUAUCAUACUGUUAUCACCUCGUCAGUUAGAUACUAGUAUUUAGUUAGUAUUGUCUGUCAACUGCUAAGUUAAAACAUCAAGAAAUGUCCGAUAAUAGCGCUAACGUCUAUCAGAUGUGUCUAGUCUAGUGAAUAUAGUGAAACUACAUUUUCUGCCGAAAGAAAAAUGACUAUCAGGGGUAUCUCAAGGGAAACAUAAUUCACAUGUGAGAUAACCUAAAUUAAUUAUUCCCUAAAAUAAUCUAUUCCCCUUUAAAUUUAAGACACUUAUCGAACGUGUUGACAUGGGCCGUGAUGGGGAAGUGGCUGUUUGGUGUCCGUUAAGUUGCCAGCACCAAAAACAGGAGAGCAAGCUUGCCAGUGAAAAGUAAACAACACAUUCAUACAACCACCAACACAGUAAUUGCACGUUUUGACCCGGCUAGAAAAUUGUAGGCAAACGGUGCCCUUAUUCAAUUUUUUGAGUUAACAACAGAUGGAGGAGGUGUGUUUUCAGUUGCCGGGACACGGCGAUGUGGCCCUCCGCAACAUGAACUCCUUGCGUUCCCAGCAACAUUUCUGUGACAUUACUAUUGUGGCCAGCGGUCGUCAGGCUUUUCGGGGUCACAAGGUCGUGUUGGCUGCCUGCUCUCCAUUUCUCAGGGACCAGUUCCUUCUGUCACCCUCCUCUGAAUUACAGGUGUCAGUGUUGCACAGUGCUACUGUUGUCUGCAAACUGCUCCAGUCAUGUUACACAGGCUCGCUGAAAUUCCAUUCCAAAGACAUCGUCAACUACCUGACCGCAGCCAGCUACCUGCAGAUGGAGCACAUUGUGGAGAAAUGCCGGAGUGCCCUCAAUAUGUACAUGCAACCCAGGAAUCCAAGUCCUACCAGGGGCGUUAAAACAGAGCAGCCACUGUCCAUGGCCAUGGCUGUGAGUGGCAGUGCCCCCUCAAUGCUGCCUGGUUCACCUGAGCGGCUCUCGUCCCCCCAGCCCCACAGCCCAGAGGUGGUCUCUCAGGCCUCAGGGAGCAAUCACACAGACUCACUGUCACAGGCAGACGUCCAGCACAGGGAAGCACAUGCUCUCUCAGAGAUCAAGGCAAGAGCAUCCACUGCCUCCUUGCAUGACGACUACGGUGACUACGAGGUUCUGAGGGUUUGCAUAAAAGAGGACGAUCAGGAACCCGAAGAAAUUCACGACGAUGAGGUCGGAGAGCCCGUGAUCUUGGAGGACCCCGUCGAGUCGGACCCCAGCGGGGCAGGUAUGGUGCUGGAUGGAGUGAGCCGCAUAGGGGCGCUGGACCGGGAGGGCCCACGCACCUGGAGGCGGCGACUUCUCGAGCCCCGCACCGGACGAGGAAGAGGCUUUAGGCACCGUAAACGCGGCGCCCUUCGAGAUCGCCGGCCAGCAGGCGUGAACUACCAAGAGGCCUGGCGCUUCCCCUCCCCGGCAGAGAUUCUCGCUCUGGGGGGCGACUUGGGCUCGGCCUACCUCUCCGCUCACGCCCAGACAGACAGCCCUCCCAGGAUGCAAUACGGGCUGGGCGAGAGCCAGGAGGAGGUUCUAGGAGAAGAGCCCAGCGCCGAGGACAUGGCCAUGCGCUACGGGCUGGACGUUUCCAACGGGGACGGGGAGAGCAUCGGCGUGAUGGGCGUCCCGGCCGACGAGGAGGGGGGAGGCGGCGCGGACGAUUCCGUGGCGGUGGUGGGGUCCACCUCCUGCGCGUCGGGUCCGGUGGCGUGUGACCACUGCGGCCUGGCCUUCCCGUCCCCGCAGUCUCUGCUGGUGCACAUGCGCGCCACCCACCUGCCUUACGUGUGCCCGUGCUGCGGCAAGCAGUUCACCCACGCCAGCAACCUCAACCGGCACAUGAGCGUCCACCGCGGCGCCAAGGUGCACCGGUGCCCACUGUGCCACAAGACCUUCACGCAGAAGGCCACGCUGUGCGAUCACAUGAACCUACACAGCGGCGAGCGGCCGCACCGCUGCGCCUACUGCCAAGUGCGCUUCGCCCACAAGCCGGCCCUGCGGCGCCACCUAAAGGAGCAACACGGGAAGACUACUGCACAGAACUGUAUGGAGGCUCAGAGAGAGAGUGAGGGAGGGGUGGGACUAGGGGUUGGAGUGGUCGAGGGAGGGGUGGGAGUGGUCGAGGGAGGGGGAGCAGUUGAAGGAAUAUGA
Molecule: messenger RNA, 2265 nt
Organism: Sardina pilchardus (European sardine)
Lineage: Eukaryota; Metazoa; Chordata; Actinopteri; Clupeiformes; Clupeidae
Product: zinc finger and BTB domain-containing protein 12-like
Exons: 5
Coding region: 577-2265 (562 amino acids)
Biological process (GO): regulation of transcription by RNA polymerase II
Cellular component (GO): nucleus
Molecular function (GO): protein binding; DNA-binding transcription factor activity, RNA polymerase II-specific
Source: RefSeq, a predicted model, not a curated record